This is a messenger RNA of Chaetomium globosum CBS 148.51, 7806 nucleotides long. RefSeq lists its product as uncharacterized. NCBI's taxonomy places the organism in Eukaryota, Fungi, Ascomycota, Sordariomycetes, Sordariales, Chaetomiaceae. Gene Ontology annotation, cellular component: nucleus. The record is from RefSeq and is a predicted model, not a curated record. Gene Ontology annotation, biological process: protein phosphorylation; DNA damage checkpoint signaling; telomere maintenance. Gene Ontology annotation, molecular function: zinc ion binding; protein serine/threonine kinase activity; protein binding. Bases 1 to 7806 code for a protein of 2601 amino acids. The transcript has 13 exons.
AUGGCUUCCGACUUGCACGGUAAACCGGCCCGGCCCGGCUACCAACAUCAACAGCUCCAUGGCUUUAAUGGUGCCACAGGACCGCCCCCCUCAACCCUCGCCGCCCAACUCGUCGAGAACAUUUCAACAACAGCCUCCAAAUCCUCCCGACCCGACGAGACCACCGAGCUAAAGCGCCUAUUUGCCGCCAUCGAGAAGGUCAAGAAUGACCCGGGCUCCCUCAAGUCCCACGAAGAGCGCGUCGAGCACAAUCAUCUGCUCGUCUACGUCUGCGGCGGCGUCUUCCUCGAGAAGCUGAAAUUGGACGAUGCGUUUACCGACCGGGAAAGGCUCCGAGCCGACGCGCUCAAGGCGGUCAACUUCUUGUGGGUGACCAUCAAGGAGACGCCGACGGUGUUGAAGCGCACGACCGACGGCAAGGCCUAUCUGGGCAGGGGUUCGGAGCCGCUCUGGGUGUGGAUCUUGCCCAAGUUGCUGCGCAUGCUGGGGCAUCGGCGGUGUAUUGGCAUGUCGAAGGAGAUUGAGCAGUUGUGUCAGCGUGUGUUGCUGCUGGCUGCGGGGAAUACUGGGUUGUGGGAUUUGGGGAAUGCGUUGAUGGAGUAUUUCAGGGCGAACCUAAGUGCUAUCAUUGCGAGUUUGAAAUCCAGGACCCCGUUUUCGCGCGAGACUCCCUUUGAGAUAAAGCUGCCACCGAAGGCUCUCCUCGAUACCCUACCCCAGGGUGCACCCCGCGGAUGCACCCUCACACUUCGGGACGCCGAGCACGCCAUUCGUCAUGCCUUAGGUAUACUGGAAAUAAUUAAGGGCGUGGUAUACAAACCAGAUGCCCAGGCUUCUUUACUUUACGGCCAGAAUCUAGUUUGGCUCCUGGACACCUUACAGCCGCUGAGCUCGAUCCUACUUAGCUGGCCAACGUCCCUUGGGAUUGGCUUGGAUCCGAUCCUUCAAAUCGCCAUAGACUUGGCAGACUCUCACAGUGACUCCCAGGGGUCAGAAUCAAUACUCUACCACAAAGCCAGCGCAGCUUUGGUCUUGUUAGUCACCCUGCUAACCAUACCUCAGCGAUCUGUUCACCUUCUAACCGAGGUAACAGCCAACUAUCCACUUGAAAGCCGCAGCGAGGAGACUCGGCCGGCUAUGUUCAUGGAUCCCGAGCUCGGCCUUCAGCUUCAGAGACUAGCGCUUCGGCCGAAUAAUGAUGGGCCCGGCAACCCGGUUGCUAAACGGAAAAGAUUGAAUGAUGACGAACCACCAUUGUUUCUCGAGCUUAGGACUCAACUGUGCCGGCUGGCAACCCGCGAUCCUGACACCCCAAUAGAUGAAUUGGAACCUACUAUAAUUGACCAGUUCCCGGCGAUGGAUGAAGAGGACCAGUGCUACCUCAUCGACCUCGUUUGUCGUAUACCCUGUGCCGCUGACCACACGUUGAAGCUCGGGAGGGCAAAGCAAUCAGCGCUACCCGCAUUCCUGUGUUCCUUUUGCUCGGAGGCUAAGUUGACCGACUUGCCGGCUGCACCCCGACUCGAACAAUUACAUGCUAUUGGAAUCUCGAUAUUUAGUAGCAUCAUCAAGCUUCCGAGCUUCUUAGAAUCCCGGCGACUUCGAGUAUCUGCUAUGAUUGUCCUCCGACGUCUUGCAAAGCACUCGACAGACAGCGGGCUCUGGGACUUGGAGAAAUCCGGUCCUGGGCAAUGGUGUCUCCAGUCGUUACAAAGUUCCAUCCGAGAACUGCGCAUUGCUGCUGGACGAGCCCUCGCUGUUUUCAUCUCGGAACCACUCACGCCGGGAUUCGACUGGGAAAUCCUGAGGCGGAACAGGGCCAACGCAUUAAGUAUACUCAAGUCAGUCUCCGACAAGGGCGCCGCAAAUUUGCAUGAAACGUGCAUCAUGGCUUGGGCCCAGGUCGGCAAGGUCGUGUCCGUUGAUGAGCUCAACCUUGCCGUCAUCACGCUGGUGGAGUAUCUAGGACACCGCAGCAUAAUCGUGUCAGGCCUCGCUUUCAAUGAGAUUCUAAAUCUCGCCGAGUUCCGGGGAGAAACUCCGGCACAGCUGUUCCAGCAUUUCUGGGCAAACCUAGCGUUCUCUGUUGUCAAGGACCUGGUAUCCAAGCCGCAGACGGCACAGCUGGUUGCCGACCUGAUGCAGAUGAGUGUCUCUGACCUCCUGCUCACAAUACAGAAACAUGCCCUGCCCUGGCUGGUCCUUACCAAGAAACGGGAGGUUAUACAAAAGAUCACUGAGGCACGGGGUGAUACCGAAACCUGGGAGGCGUGUAUGGAUGCAGGUAACCUGCCAUCAAUCCUGGCGCUCCUCCUUGUGCAGGAUGCUCCUGACAUCGCCUCUCAUACCAUGUCCUUACUUGGACACGUCUCCCCUCACGUGGACAGGUUUGAGCUGGUGGAAUUGCUACGAACAGAUCCCCUCCCUAUUGCCCUGGAGCUUCUCAAGGCCAGUGCUGGUGCGAAUGACGCUCGAAAGGCGCGAGUUCGAGCCGCGCUGACCACGAUGGCGACACUCCUUUUGGCGGACCAGAAAGAUAAGCGGAAGAAGACACAGAUUGUAGGACGCUAUCUGCAACAGCAUGCACUCGGCUUGACAGCACGGUUGAGUGAGGUUAUCAAUGAUACCUGGCUCUCAACUCCUCCAAUUUCGGAGCAGCAGCGGUGCCUCGGGGCUAUGGAAGAGAUGAUAAGGAUAUGCAACACCUUCGUGUGUAUUGCUCGUCCGCAGAUCUCGGCUUGCCUCCUCUCUGCUCUGGCAUCCGAGGAACUGCGCUCUGCCGCCUUCUCCUGCUGGGAAGUCAUGCUCACUCACAUGGAAGCGGCGGACGUGGAGGCACUGAUCGAGACCACCUUCUUCGUCAUCGGGUCUUACUGGAAGUCCUUCGACAAGCUAACCAAGAAGAAAUCCGAGCUUUUGAUCUGGAAGCUACUGGAAGAUCAUAACCGCAUCUUGGCCGACCACGUUUAUCAGCUGCCCUCGCUGAACCACGUAGACGAUCUUGCAGAGGUUUGCAAAGAGUUGGACAAUCUUCGGGGGCCUUUGGAUAACCGGGCAGCAUUUGCUGUCUUCGCCAAGCGAUUGGAACAUGAGAACCCUGGAGUGGUGGAACAGGCACUGGUUGAGCUGAUUGCAUUCCUCGACAAGAACCAGGACUACCUCCAAACCUCGGCCAUCAGCGAGCAACCAGACCCGGUUGUCACCGAACUUAUGCGCUCCUUGCUGGACUGCUCCGCAAAAUACAAUGGCUGGCAUCUUGAUGUUACCCGACUCUGCGCCCAGGCGGCUGGUCUUGUUGUCUGUGUAGAUUCGAAUCGUCUGGAGGCGGUUCGCGAGCAGAGCCAAUUCGUUGAAGUUCGCAAUUUCGACGACGCUUCCGAGACCACCGAUUUUGUCGCCUUCAUGCUCGAGAACGUACUCGUCAAAGCCUUCCUAUCAACUGCCGACACUAAGUUUCAAGGGUUCCUCUCCUACGCGAUGCAGGAGCUCCUCCUAAGAACCGACUUCAACUACGCUCACCUCCAGCAAAGCCAAGGCGGCGUUAAUGAGGCGAUCUACAGAAAGUGGCUUACCUUUUCGGAGAACACACGGGAAGUGCUGACGCCGUUCUUAUCGUCGCGAUUCGGAGUGGCUCCUAUGGUGCAGCAGCCGACCGAGUAUCCCAUAUUCAAACCCGGGCGGUCAUAUGCCUUCUGGCUGAGAGCCCUCGUUCUUGAUCUCCUCCGGAACGCCCAAAACAUCAAUAGUGAAGCUGUUUUCGAGCCACUGUGCCGGCUGAUCAAGGUUAAGGACCUCACCGUAACUGAGUUCCUGCUGCCGUAUGUGGUUCUGCAUGUCAUUGUGGGCCAGGAGAGGACGAAUGACUUCAGGAAAAAGAUCUCGGCUGAGCUGGUGGCAAUGUUGAAGUACCAGCCCCCGGAGACUGCUUCGUAUGUGGAAAAAGAAGAGGCGAAGUUAUUCUACCAGAUCAGCAAGCCCUUAACCACCGCAAAGCCGGACGAUGGACGGCAGCGCAGACAUGAUGUUUUGCUCAACUAUGUCGAAGGCAUGAGCCUAAAUAACAUAAACAGGAUCGCACCAUUCGCCGUCGAAGCUUCAUGGGCCACCAGCAGAUGGAAAACCGUCCAGAAGUAUCUCCAGCUGUACAGCGGGGGAGACGUCUCAGAGGUGUUCAAUCUCGGCGUCGGGCAAGCCCUGCUCUGCCUCAAGAAUGGAAACAUCGACAAGUUCAAGGAGCAUAUCCAAAUGCUACGGGACAAGGUGGCUGGUUCCAUGACAUACUCGACGACUGCCUCGCUGCGCGCUUCUCAUGAUGCCAUGCUCAGGUGUCACGUUUUGAGUGACCUGGAGAUGAUCGCCAACGAAAAUCUUAAGGGAGACGGCGAUCAGCAGGACGUUAUUAUGAACCUGGACAGACGGCUCGAGGUACUCGGGGCGCGCGUGGGUGAUAAACAGUAUCUGCUCGGGAUCAGGAGAGCGGCAAUGGAGUUGAUGCGCGCGCGGCUGGCGAGAAAAGCCGGGUCCAUGCAUCAGUCCUUCAACGCUGUGCUGCAUGCGCAGCAGCUUGGAGACGGCUCCGCUAUCAUCGAGAACGCCCGGCUGUUUUACAAGGAUGGGCACCAUCGCAAGGCGAUUCAGACCUUGCAACUCGCCAUCUCCACCAACUCCUUUAUCAAUGUCAGUUCCUUCAGCACCAGCGUGCCGCCAACCUCAAGCAAAGGGCCAGCGGCACAGCGCAAUCUCUUAACGGCAAGAGCCCACCUCCUCCUUGCAAAGUGGCUCGACUCAACGGGUCAAACAAAUGCCGGAGCACUUCGGUCACGAUACCAGCAAGCAGCAAAAACACACUCCAAGUGGGAGAAGGGCCAUUACUAUCUUGGCCGCCACUACAAGAAGGUUUUGGAGUCGGAGAAGGCUCUCAAACCAGACGACCAGACGGACUCGUACCUGAGCGGCGAGACCGCGAAGCUGGUCAUCGAGAACUACCUUCGCUCUCUCAUUUACGGGACAAAGUAUCUCUCUCAAACCUUGCCGCGCAUUUUAACGUUGUUCCUUGAACUGGGCGCUCAGGUUCAAGUCGACAAAGCCGCCGACGGCAAAAUAUCAAUAUCUCGGGAGCUGCAAAUGCGCAAGAAGGCCAUCUUUCACGACCUAUGCAAGAGCUUCAUGAAAAACAUAAUCCGACUGCCAGCAUACGUAUUCUACACAUCUCUACCGCAAAUUGUGGCAAGAAUAGCGCAUCCUAAUCUGGAUGUGUUCAAGGUGCUGGAGUCGAUGAUUCUCAAAGUGGUGGAGGCGCAUCCCCAACAGUCCAUAUGGAGUCUGUUCCCACUUAUGGCGUCAAGACAGACUAGCGAACGCCGAACCAGAGGACUCCAGAUCUUACAGGCUGCUCGUAACCUCGGAAAGAAGGCACAUGGUUCGUCUCACGAUCUCAGAUCGUUACUGAAAAUGGGCGAGAAGCUGGCCGAACAACUCUUACUGGCCUGCAAGAACGGCGAUUUCCCGAAUAGCAGGACGACCACGGCGAGCAUUACGAGAGAUCUCAACUUCAACCACCAAUGCACUCCCUGUCCGCUAGUGGUGCCGAUCGAGGCCUUUUUGACUGCGGCGCUACCAACACUCACAGAUACCUCCCGGAAACACAAGGCAUUCUCCAGGGAUGUAGUUACCAUCAGGGGUUUCCUUGACCAUGUCCUAGUACUCGGGUCCUUGGCAAAACCACGCAAGCUCACGGCAUGCGGGUCUGAUGGCAAGCAGUACGGCCUGCUGGUCAAGCCCAAAGACGAUCUCCGCACUGACCAGCGGCUGAUGGAGUUCAACACUCUCAUCAACCGUUCCCUCAAGCGGGAUGCCGAAUCCAGCAGGCGUCAACUCUACAUCCGCACGUAUGCCGUUACGCCGCUCAACGAGGAGUGCGGUAUCAUUGAGUGGGUGGACGGGCUCAAGACGCUGCGUGACAUCUUGCUCGCCAUCUACAAAUCGCGCGGCAUCGUACCUAAUUACCAGGAGCUCCAGAUCAAAAUGAACCAGGCUGCCGCAUCGCCCUCAAACAUCCACAUCUUCACCGACGAUAUCCUAGGCAAGUUCCCGGCGGUCUUGCCCGAGUGGUUCAUCGCGCAGUUCCCCAACCCAUCGGCGUGGUUCGCCGCGCGGCUCAAGUACACGCGCUCCUGCGCGGUCAUGUCCAUGGUCGGCACGAUCCUGGGGCUGGGCGACAGGCACGGGGAGAACGUGCUCCUCGAAGAGGGCAACGGCGGCAUCUUCCACGUCGACUUCAACUGCAUGUUCGACAAGGGCAUGACGUUCCCGCAGCCCGAGUGCGUGCCGUUCCGGCUGACGCACAACAUGGAGGCGGCUAUGGGCAUCUACCGGACCGAGGGCCCGUUCCGCCGCUGCAGCGAGCUGACGCUGCGCAUCCUCCGGCAGCAAGAAGAAACGCUCAUGACCAUCCUCGAGGCCUUCAUCUACGACCCCACGCUCGACCUGCAGCGCACCAAGCGCCACCACGAGGGAACCAAGGUCAAGCUCAACCCGACGAGCGCCGUCGAGAGCAUCCGCCGCAAGGUUACGGGCCUGCUGCCUAAGGAGAGCAUCCCGCUUGGAAAGGCCAAUUCAUCGUCAAGUGGAUUUACUAUUGAGAUGUCGUAUCGCAUUGAAAUCUCGCCCAACAACCGGGCCGGCUGCAAAGUUGUAGCCUGCAAGGAUGAAGGCAAGAAGAUCAUGAAGGGCGAGAUCCGCAUGGGCACCUGGGUCACCAUCCAGGAACAUGGCAGUUGGCAAUGGAGACACUGGGGUUGUGUCUCGGGAGAGCAGGUCGUGAACAUGCAGAACGGAAUUGGCAAGGACUCUGAUGGCGAGUACAGAUGGGAUGCUAUUGACGGCUGGGAGGAUCUCGAGGAUCAUCCUGAUGUGCGGGAGAAAAUUCAGCGCGUCAUUACCCAGGGCCAUAUCGAUCCUGAGGACUUUAAUGGAGAUCCCGAUAUGAACGUACCCGGCCAAAAGGGCAUCCACCGGCGCAAGAAGAAGAAGGCCAAGGCCGACGACGAAGAAGACGAUGAACCGGAGAAGCCCAAAAAGGCGGCUGCAAAGCGUGGCCGCGCGGAAAAGGCCGCGGACGAUGAUGAAGAAGCCGACGAACCGGAAAAGCCCAAAAAGGCAGCCACGAAGCGCAGCCGCGCAAAGAAGGCUGAGGCCGACGACGAGGAAGCUGACGAACUGGAGCCCCCCGCGAAGAAAACGAAGCGAGCCACCAAGAAGGAAGCUGAACCUGAAUCGACUCCAGAGAAGUCCAAGAAAGCAGCGAAGGGUAAACGUGGAGCCAAGGCUGCUGCGGCUGUUAAAGAGCAGAGUGAGGCUGAGGAGGAACCCGAACCCACCCCGGAACAACCUAAGAAAGCGGCGAAGGGCAAGCGUGCCACCAAAGCCGCUGCGGUUGCCAAGGAGGAGAGCGACGCCGAGGAAGAACCCGAACCGACUUCGGAGAAGCCCAAGAAAGCGGCCAGAGCCAAGCGCGGUUCCAAGGCGGCUGUCAAAGACGAAGUCGACGAAGAGCCGGAGCCGAAGUCUGAGCCGCCUAAGAAGAGAACCGCGCGGGCUAAGAAGGUGAAGCAGCCCUCGCCGGAGCCGGAAUCUGAGCCGCAGUCGGAAGCUGACUCUGGGCCAAUGUCUGCCCCUGAAUCUGAGACCGACGAGGAAGAGGAGGAGGAGGAAGAGUCCGCCCCGGCCAAGAAGCCUCAGAGAGGUCGUAAGGCUACCGCGAAGAAAGCUGCCCCUGCUCCGAAGAAGCGCAGUAGAAAGGCGUGA